GGAUAAUCCUCGCGAGAUUCGCAACAAAGCCGAGAAGCAACGGCGCGACAAACUUAACCGCUCGAUCGCUGAUCUAGCAUCGACCGUGCCCCCGGUAGUAGCGGCUUCCCGGAAGAUAGACAAGACUGGCGUUCUCCGCCUCACAGCCCACUACCUGAGGGCGCACGAAUACGUGUUUGGUGAUUCGCUGGAUGUCGCGACUCAACAAUUCAAGUCGUCGUCCAUGCGAGCUGUCAUGGGACUCUUCAAUGGGUUCCUGAUAACCGUCACCUACAAGGGCAUCAUCGUGGUCGUCUCCGAGAACGUACAGCAGUAUCUUGGAUACACAGAGCUUGAAUUGCUCGGCCACAAUAUGGUUUCGAUAACCCACAAAGAUGAUCAAGCUAUCCUGAUGAACCAACUUAUGCCGAGGAAAGAGUUCUUGGGCCCCAGUGGCGAGUUGCUGGUGCCGGACGAACCUGAUGGAAUCAUGAAGGUAACUGAAGCGCUCGGCAGAGAAAAAAGGAAGUUUGUUUUGAGGUUGAAGAAGCUCGGACAGCGGUCUGAGCCAGUACAAUACAUCAGGUGCCACGUGGAAGGCUCCUUCCGCAAAUCAGAUAAGGCGUGCGCCAGCCCCAACCGCUGCUGCCAAAUGGUGCGUCGAGCGCGCGCCAGAAGCGAGAACCACUGCACUAGCGGCAAUGAUGUGGUGUUCAUCGGCGUGGUUCGACCGGAAGUGCAAACAUUUGUAACGGAAAUCGGACUGGAAUCUUGCCGGAUGGAGUACAGAACACGCCACUCUAUCGACGGUGAGAUCAUACAAUGCGAGCAACGCAUUGCACUUGUCACCGGCUAUAUGAUCCAUGAAGUACAGGGAGUCAAUGCUAUGAACUUCAUGCACAAAGAUGACGUACACUGGGUCAUCAUCGCAUUGCGUGAUAUGUACGAUCAACAUCGACUAUACGGAGAGUCCUGCUAUCGUUUAAUGACCAAGAACGGAGAGUUCAUUUAUAUGAGGACCCGUGGACGACUGGAUGUCGAUAAAGAUUCCAGGGUCGUCACUAGCUUCGUUUGCACCAACACCGUGGUUGAUGAAGCAGAAGGGAAGUACUUAAUUAAGAUGAUGAAGAAAAAAUUCAAUAUUAAGACGAAGAAGGAGGGAGAACUACUUAAACUUGUUGACAAGGAAGAAGCGGAUAAAAAAGAUCUGCCUGUCGAAGACCCACGACAGCUUGAGAAAGUUAUUCUCCACUUGGUUACGAACUUGCCAUCCCAGGGUGAGGGAAACAUUCCUAACAAGCCAGCUAUCUGCGGUGCUUCGACUUCGCGGGGACUUGCCAUCAUCCCACCAAAAAAGGAACGAAUUGUCAGUGCUAUUGAAAAAAUUUAUAAUAUUAUAAAAACUUUUCCCAAGGAACCUCGCCAGGAGGAUAAUAGCAUGGCCACUAAUAAAGAUGAGAAACAAGGAGAUACCCUAAAUGCUCCAGGCAUUUCGCAGAGCACUAUUUCAGUGACUGAACUGUGCUCCAAUACUAGCUCAAGCUCAGGUGACUUUCAGGAGAACCUUUAUUGGCAAAAGCAGCUUGAGAAUUCACUGCAAAUGCCGACCACAUCCGUGUGCACAGAACCGGUGUACGCAGAUUUCGAUUUGAUGACCCAGCCUAUCGAGCCCGCUGUGUACAGCUUAAUGACUCCACAACAAGUAGACGAUUAUGCAAGUGGAAACUUCUUGCAGGCUGAGGCCAAUCAAUCUGCUGUUGAACUAAAAUACCAGGUGCUUGUAGCUCCUGGGGUUAACAAGAAUGAGACUACGAGCCAGGCAAGCUCCGGCUCGCAGGUGGAAUUGCCAACAUCAACCAAGAGCCUGAAGCGCCCAAACGAAUGCCUUGAGCGCAGCACCACUAAGAAGAUGCUUUCGAACGUGAGCAAUGGUUCGGAUGAUGAGUUACCGGAUGACGACUUCUCGUGCCUCGAGGCGUUAUUUGAUGAAGAAAUGCUGGACAAGCAAAUUGAAUCAGCCAUCAACUCAUUGGAGCAGAGCAUUGACCCAACAUUUCCGGACUUAUUGAUCUCCAAUGAGGUGCAAGAAAUUUUGCAACAGAUCGAAGAAAAAGAAAAAGUUGUGGAGAAGACGGACGAGGUAGACGCUUAAAGUGACAAAAGAACAUCUAUUUGGAUAUGACUGAUUCCUAGCGGAACAAAAUCAAAAUUUAAACAUAAAUUGUAAGUGGCACAUAUUUCAUGUAGCAAAUGGUACUCUAUCGGAUGCGAACUAUAUUAUUUUCUGCAAUGCGAAGUACCUAUAUUAUGCAUAAGUACCUAAUUACGCUGUAAUUGUAUAUUUGAAUUACUGUGUCUACUUAUUUUAUACCAAGAUCUCUGAAUUUUCGAUUUUUUUAUUGAUUUUAUUAGUUGCUAAGUUCUUGUUUAGUGUCGCUCGGCCAUAAUUGCAAGAUAUCAAAAUUACGGGUUUCAAUAGUCAAUAGUGAUCUACGUAGUAGAGUUUAGGUCUUUUACAACUUUAUAAUCGGCAUUUGACCCACAUUACAUACACGUUUAUGAAAAUAUUUUCUGUUUCAUAAUAUUUAAAAUAUUCGCAGCUACAGUGAAUUUUUAAGACUUAAAAUUAACAUUAAAUUCAUUAGUAAACACAAAAGUUGAUAACUAGGGGCCAAAUUAGGCAAAAAUAUAUUUGAAAAAAAAAACGCUGGCAGGUAAAAAAAAAAACAGAAUUCAAAAUUAUUUUUUUGCUCCGUCUUAAAAUAUUAUAUCAUAUUUUUAGGUCUAACGUGUCGGGCCAUAUUACAAAAAGACUACUAAUAGUUUUUUUUUUAUUGUAAGUGUAAUUAAUAAAUAAUACAUUGCAGGGAUCUGGAGCUUACACAAAUUAUAUUAAAUAAAACGUCAAACUCGUUAACAGUGUAUUGACGUAAACUAGUAUUUAUGGUUAUUUUAAUGUUACGAAAAUAAUGUAAUCUAAAGGCAGUUUUUUUUACCAAAGUAGCGUUUUAAAGCCUAGUCACUCGACCCGAAUUUUUAUUUUCUAUAAAAACAAUAAAAUACCAAAAGAAAAGCCAAGUUUCUCAUAGAUUUUCUAAUUUGCGUAGUAUAUUUAGAACUUUCAUUUGCGUAUCGUAAGACUGAGUAUUUUUAUUUGUUGGGAUUUAUAUUUUUUAUUUGUGAAGAGUUUAUUAAUCGUAAUAAUAUACAUUUCCGCA
Manduca sexta (tobacco hornworm) is the source of this 3197-nucleotide messenger RNA. It is a transcript of the gene BmMET2, whose product is annotated as neuronal PAS domain-containing protein 2. Gene Ontology annotation, cellular component: cytoplasm; nucleus; transcription regulator complex. The record is from RefSeq and is a predicted model, not a curated record. Gene Ontology annotation, biological process: regulation of transcription by RNA polymerase II. Gene Ontology annotation, molecular function: RNA polymerase II cis-regulatory region sequence-specific DNA binding; protein dimerization activity; DNA-binding transcription factor activity, RNA polymerase II-specific. Lineage: Eukaryota; Metazoa; Arthropoda; Insecta; Lepidoptera; Sphingidae.